CUUAUAACCUUAUCAAUGUCCAAUGACUAUGAAAUUAGAAAUUUAUACACAUAUGAAAAAACAAGAUAAAACUAAAUAGGAAUGGGUGCUUUUGGAGAAGUUUAUGAAUGUAAAAGAAAAGAUGGUUAAUAAAAUGAUCCUCUAUGUGUUAAAAUUAUUCACAAAAAUAGAAAUAAUAUAAAGCUUUGGAAAUAAGAAAUUGAGAUAGUAAAAAAAAUAAUGGAAAUUAAAUCUGAUAAUCUUGUUCGAAUAGAAAAUAUAAUCAAUUCUCCUCAUUAAUUUGAAAUAAUUAUGGAGAGAUGUGAUAUGGAUUUAGAAUAAGAAUUUAAAUUGCUUAAGUAAAAUCAAUCAUGGUACAAUGAUACGUAGUGCGUUAAUGUAGUAAAAUAAAUAGUUGAAGGAUGCAGAAUUUUAUAUAAAAAUAACAUUGUUCAUAGAGAUAUUAAACCAUCAAAUAUUUUAAUAAAAAUCUUAAAUCAAGGAUAAGAAAACGAAAGGAGAUUGUAUAAAGUAAAUAUUUAAAAUUUUCAAUAGAUUUCAGAUUUUGGAUUUAGUAAAAUUUUAUAAAACCUUUUAGACCCUAAUAUAUUAACCAGAGUGGGAACUCCAAUAUAUUCCUCUCCAUAAAUAUUUAGUACUUAAGCUUUUUCAGGAAAAUGUGACAUUUAUUCUUAUGGCAUUUUAUUCUAUUAAAUAUUUUUUUCUGGUGAUUUACCAUAUAAUUUGAAAACAAAAGAUAGUAUCAAAGAUUUCCAUAAAUUAAUUUAAAAUAGGUAAUUCAAGUGUCAACAACCAUUUCAUCCAUAGAAAGAAUUGAUUGCUGAUUUGUUAGAUAAGAUGAUUGUUUAUGAAGAAAAUGAAAGAAUAUCAUUUGAAUAAUUAUUUUAACAUCCAUUAAUAAAUCUUUUGGAGAAACCUUCAUGUAUGGCUGAUUCAUUAUUUAAUCCAUUACAAAAUAUUAGCAAAGAGCAAAUUAAAAUUCUUGUUGAGGAAAAAAAAUAGGAAUAAAUUUUAGAUCGUCUUAAAAGGGUUUUUAAAAUUUAAACAUAAUUAUUCAGAAAGUACCUUUUUUAUGAAUUAAUAUCCAAUAAGUUAUAAAUGACUUAGGAUACAAAAAAAAAAAUUGCAGCAUUUUGUUUACGUUAAUUAGGAAUGUAAGAAAUACUUUAUUGUAUGGGGUUUAUGCAUAUUAUAGUAUCAGAUCUUCACCCAUUUUUUAAGGAUGAUAAAGACUUAGAUAAUAUAAAAAAUAUUUUAUAAUAAUGCUCAGAAAAUAUUAAUAAGUAUCCUCUAUAUCAAGAUUUAAGCUAGAAAAUAAAAUAAUAAUAUUUUAAUUUCAAGAAAUCUAUAUUUUAUUUUAAUAUAGAUAUGUCUUAAGAAUUAAAAUAAAAUUAAUAAAAUUUAAGCAAAAUUAUAACUCAAGAGUUUAUUUCAUUAAUUGAAAAAAGCAGAAGUGAAAGAAUAGAUCGAAAAAUACUUAUUGAAAAUCUAAAAUCACUAUUAAAUCAAAAAUUUUUAAAGUAAUUAAAUUUAUAAUAUGAAGUGGCUUUGAAGCAGAAAUUGAAAAGGCAAUAACUUUAGAUGAAAAAUUUCCAAUAUAAAAUUACAAAGAAAUUAAUCCAAAUGAUAUAUUUAAUUAAUGA
Paramecium sonneborni is the source of this 1643-nucleotide messenger RNA. Lineage: Eukaryota; Ciliophora; Oligohymenophorea; Peniculida; Parameciidae. The record is from the annotation of a GenBank genome assembly.